AUGAGAAGCGUGCCUCGCAGUCGAAGCGGGUGGGUCCCAUGCUCCAGUCGCUGCUGCUGCUGCUGCUGCCACCUCUCCGCGAGCAGCUCCCGUCCCCCGGCUGAGGGUCUCGGGGCGGCGGACAUCGACUGGGCGCUGCAUCCGGGUGGCCGGGCCAUCGUCGCUGGCGUCCAGUCGAGCCUGAACCUGACUGACUACCAGCUGCGCACCACCAAUCAGAUAUACCGCACCAGGGACAACUCGUUCCAGCUCGGCCGUUUUGGCCGUUCUUGA
Molecule: messenger RNA, 273 nt
Organism: Pyricularia pennisetigena
Lineage: Eukaryota; Fungi; Ascomycota; Sordariomycetes; Magnaporthales; Pyriculariaceae
Exons: 2
Coding region: 1-273 (90 amino acids)
Molecular function (GO): acyltransferase activity
Source: RefSeq, a predicted model, not a curated record